Messenger RNA from Cataglyphis hispanica, 1236 nucleotides. Its product is annotated as kappa-scoloptoxin(11)-Ss1a-like. The coding region runs from base 402 to 1085 and encodes 227 amino acids. The record is from RefSeq and is a predicted model, not a curated record. The transcript is spliced from 4 exons. Lineage: Eukaryota; Metazoa; Arthropoda; Insecta; Hymenoptera; Formicidae.
AAUAAGAGAUUUUUGUAAAAAAUAUAUAUAAUUAAUAAGAGAAUUGCAAUGGUAUAAUCUUUAUGCUGUAUGUUCUUUCUUAAUAUAUGUACAUAUAUUGGCAUAUAUAUGGAUAUUUUUAUAUCUGUUAAAAUUUGUGUGUGCUAUAUUGUAGAAAGAAUGGGUUUCUUUCCAACAUUAUGAUUUAUAACGCGUUAUAGUACCUUUGUAUCUUGUACAACCGAAACGAAGACAACUGCGUGAUGUCAUAAAUAUUAACAAGUUUCGUAAUUACGAGUCAUGUGGGAGUAAAUGUGGAAUCGAGAAUGUAUUAGCAUUAUCGCCAUUUGGGUUAAUAUCAAUCCCGCAAUUGCGAUCAUCAAAUCUAGUGUCUAUUCAAAAGUACGCACAUCGUUGUAAAUAUGUUUGUGAAAAUCUAUCUCCUUAUUUCCAUGAUAGGCACAAGUGUCGGUGUAUAUACGAUAAUCAGCAGUAAGGCUAACAAUGUUACAUUCAAGUAUAUGAAGGGACAGGUUGAAGGGGAGAGCGAUUUACAUCACUGUAAGCCUUAUGAGGUAUGCAACGUAGUUCACGACCGAUUUUGGAUGUCCAGCUUGACAGAAAGACUUUGCCAUUGUCCUGAUGGAAGAGAAUGUCCGUGGCAAUGGACGAAAACCAUUGAUAAUUCAACUAUAUUACUCAAUAACAAAUCAAUUUUAAGGUUUUGUACGCAAAUAAUGGAAUUAGAGAUUUGCGCACAUAGACAAGAAGCAGUGAUGGUAUAUGGAGAAAGUGAUAUAAGUAACAACUAUAUAAUACCAUACAAUGUAACAAUAAAUUGCAUAUGUCCGCAAACACAUUAUUGGAAGCUACAAAAAUAUACAUAUGAAGAGCAUGGCCUCAUUCAAAUAUUCAAGUGUGUUAAGAAAAGAAUGUGUGAGACUUUGGAGUUUUGUGGCUACAUACGAGCUGAUCUAUAUUCAACGUAUUACAGAUGCACAUGUCCAGAAAAGCAUUUAUGUAUUUUCAAGGAUAGGACACAAGUAAAUAUACAGGAAUUGCUCUACUCUGGGCCAGCUUAUAUGGCUUACUGUCACCGUUUGUAAAGAUACAAAAGUAUUACGCUAUGAUUCAAUGAAUCCGAGAGAAAUUGUUAAAAAUGUAAUUAGAUAUAAUGUAUAUAAUUAUAUUAUAUAUGCACACGAAAUAUACAUGUUUUAGAAGCUUGCUAUUAAAAAUGUAAUGUCAAGUUACAUA